Malassezia japonica is the source of this 531-nucleotide messenger RNA. RefSeq lists its product as uncharacterized. Gene Ontology annotation, molecular function: fatty acyl-CoA hydrolase activity. Lineage: Eukaryota; Fungi; Basidiomycota; Malasseziomycetes; Malasseziales; Malasseziaceae. The coding region runs from base 1 to 531 and encodes 176 amino acids. The transcript is spliced from 4 exons. The record is from RefSeq and is a predicted model, not a curated record.
AUGUUUGCCUCGAGGGUCGUGCGCACGCCGUGUGUGCGCUUUGUGCGUAGCGUGCACAAGUCGAUGAUGGAAAUCGAUGGUCAUGACUCGCACAACACCUCGCGUCUCGCGAUCCAGGCGGCGCGCCCCGGCCGCAUCGAGACCGAGUUUACGAUCGGGAAGGAGAAUUUGAACCGCGCCGGGACGCUGCAUGGUGGCCUCAUUGCGACGCUAGUCGACUCGGUCGGCUCGCUUGCGGUAGCGUCCAAGGGAUGGUACAAUACCGGCAUCUCGACCGACAUUAACGCGACGUUUGUGCGCCCCGGCGGCCGUCUGGACGACAGCGUGCUCGUCACGGGCGAGGUGGUCGGUAUGGGCAAGACGCUCGCGUACACACGCAUUGAGUUCCGUGACCCCAAGACGAGCGCCAUUGUGGCCUACGGAAGUCACACCAAGUUUGUUCGCAUGGCGUUCGGGUCGCCGGAGAAUGUUGUAUUUAGCGAGUCGGGCGAGGAAGUGCUCGAAGGCACCAUGCCUGCGGAUACAAAGUAG